UGUACAUGGACUGGGGGUAGGCAGGGCAGGCACAAUCGUCACGAUCAUUUGCUCAUAAAGGUUGUCACGAAAUACAUUAGGUUAGGUACAUUAGGUACAUACGAUAUCUCCCACCUUCCAAGAUUCUUUUCAUUGUCGCAUUUGCUUCUUCUUCACCUUUUCACAACAUCACACCACACAUCAUCGACCAUUCACUUGAUUCGACCUCAAUAUUACUAUCAACACUCUUCUACCUUACUAUUUCUUGUUCCACGACGCAAGUUAUUAAGUCAUUGCUGACUCGCAUUUUUCCACUAACAGUCUCGACAACGUAGAUCAAGAUGUCGUAUGCUGCCGCGGCUGCGUCUGGUCCCAGGCAAACGCCCGAGGAGGCUGCAGCUCCUCAACCUCCCGAGAUCAUAUCUUCUGAGUCCGCAAGCACCGCGUCCCUUGUCGACGUCGAUACGCCCUCGGUGCGCACCGUACCCUCCGACUUCGGGGAACAGGAAAUCCAGACUGAGACUCAAGCUACUCGUCAAGAACAAGAGGAUGCUGCCGAGCGAGCGCGCGCUGAGGCUCAUCUCGCUAAGAAGAAGGGCACUGGGAAAGCACGAAAAGCCGAUAGCAUUCUCACCCAGUGGUUUGCCAAUCUAAGCGAUGGUGCCAGUACAGCCCUCGUCGUCUCCAAUCUGGCUGCCGUUGUAGGACUUAGCGCAUACUUGGGCUUCAAGGCUUGGGGUUUGUAUGAGCACGGACGCCUAGGCUGGAAGAGCGUUGGUAUUGGUGCAGGUAUCGUGACUGGUGUUGGUCUGAUAGAAGGAAUCCUUGGAGGAUAUCUCUACAAGGGUAAGAAGAAGCAGUCAUAGGCGAGCUCAUGCUGCGAUAUAUUAUGUCACGGUUGACGAUCUUCACGCGUUAUGAGGUUGCGGAGUAAUGAAUACUGGCAGCCCAAUAGCACUCUACUCGUGAUUUUAGAAAGGUUCCGUUGUACCUAGUAUACUUCUCAUUACAUGAAUUCAAGGUACCGUAUGACUUGUCACAACUCUUUGCCAUUGUCUGAGUAUUACUCUUUUACCUAGUUUAGGACGGAUAUGUUUUUCGUCAAAAUUAUCUGCGUUGAGAUAACUGCUUUUGCAACGUCCAUCAUUCGACUCAAUUAGAGUGUUAUACUUGCUAUAAAUACACCUUUAGGGGUAUAUAAACCGCAAUAUAGGCCCCUCGAAGCUCAGCACUGUAACUUCAACUACCAGGACAGGGCAAGACUACUCCAAGUCAUGGUUCCAACUUAGUAUAUUAGGUAAUCAUUAAUUAUUUCCCCUAUUUUCAUCCCAGGCCUUCCGGUCACCA
Messenger RNA from Daldinia loculata, 1326 nucleotides. RefSeq lists its product as uncharacterized. The record is from RefSeq and is a predicted model, not a curated record. Gene Ontology annotation, molecular function: nascent polypeptide-associated complex binding. The coding region runs from base 321 to 845 and encodes 174 amino acids. NCBI's taxonomy places the organism in Eukaryota, Fungi, Ascomycota, Sordariomycetes, Xylariales, Hypoxylaceae. Gene Ontology annotation, cellular component: mitochondrial outer membrane. The transcript has 4 exons.